This is a messenger RNA of Trichophyton rubrum CBS 118892, 375 nucleotides long. RefSeq lists its product as uncharacterized. The transcript has a single exon. The coding region runs from base 1 to 375 and encodes 124 amino acids. The record is from RefSeq and is a predicted model, not a curated record. Lineage: Eukaryota; Fungi; Ascomycota; Eurotiomycetes; Onygenales; Arthrodermataceae.
AUGCCUCCUUUCAAACUACCAAGCAUCAUCUUUGCCCUGUCUUUGAUUCCCUUCACUAUUGGCGCUGGGGAUACCAGCUUGGUCGGAUGCAACUCCGUUGGCUGCCCCACAAUCGAUGGUUAUGACCGCUGUACAGUUGAAGCUGUCGCCCAUAUUGGCGUUGGACUUUCCCGAAUUCACAAUUCCCCCUCAGAAUUGGAAGGAUUUUCCCUCGUAAAGGAGUCAAUGUUUCAAAUAAAGCCAGUGAAGAUCCCGGUCUUCCGUUCAACUCGUUGUAUUACCUAUCUGUUCCAGAAACCGCAGACACUGGAAAGCUUCGCGGAUGCGCUGUCGUCUUCAACGACUCCCCUUUCACAAAGUUCAAAUACCCCAUGA